AUUCAGAGCCACUUUCGUACAAUACAGGACGUUCAAUUUCUCGUUAUAACUUCAGUUGAUUCAGAUUGGCCAUACAAAAGUGUUCGUUUGGAAGACGCGAUGACUGCCCGUGAACUGUCAAUGGUUUCAAAGGAGUCGAUGGACACUCCGAUCAUCAUUUUAGGCUCUGCGCGAAAGUUAAGAAUGUUAUCAGCAUCAUUCACUUUUGCUCAAUUGAUACUAGGUAUCAUUUGCGUUGGGAUGGCUUUGUGGGACAUGAAGCUCAACUUUGCAGAGUUAUUAUUCGCCAGUGGCGUGGGGCUUUUCAAAAAAAUUUCGGAUAGGCGCACCGGGUUUUUGAGCUCGAUAUUGAAGUUCACGAGUCGAUUCUCCUCCGCAGAAUACGAUCGUGUAACGGUAGAUCAACUGAGUGGUCGGAUUUUAGUAAUUGCAAUUACAACUUUCUUCGUCAUUGCUACAUACAUCUUUCUCGUUUGGUACGCAGCAUCUCUACUGAAUGGGACAAUAACACGAAAUACACUCGUUAGCGAGGUGGUCUAUCAGUCAACCGGUUUCGCGUCACAUUUUAUAGCCUCAUCGGUCCUUUUUGCGCAAAUUGAGGAUGUGGGAAUUGAAUACUACAUGAAUCGCAUGAUGAUGUUGUAUUUAUCGAUGAUGAUUAUGGCCAUCGCCAUGCUGUAUCUCUUGAGCUUUGGUUUAACUCUGUUGCUUUGCAGACAAGUUAAGUAAUGCGGCCAAAAUCUAAUUCAUGGACUUGCAGUGGAUUUGCAAUUCAGGGAACUUUUCAUAGAUUUCUACCGAUACCUAUAUAUUCGUAAUAUUAAUAUUCAUUCAAAUUCGAGAUCCAAAAUUAUUUCUUUUUAAUUGUAAUUUGUCGAGAUUUAUUACCCAGAACAUACGUUAACUAGGAAAUAGAUUUAAGAUGCGUGUACUUAGUUGGAAUAAGUUGAAAUAAAAGUGGAAACUUAUGACAUCACUGCGUUCGUUGUUUAUACAAUUGAUAAUUUUUGUACGGAAUAUUAGGGACACAGACAAAUUACAUAUAUUUGGAUAGCAAACAUUGGAUUGAAGAACUGUA
Molecule: messenger RNA, 1078 nt
Organism: Neodiprion virginianus
Lineage: Eukaryota; Metazoa; Arthropoda; Insecta; Hymenoptera; Diprionidae
Exons: 5
Coding region: 100-729 (209 amino acids)
Source: RefSeq, a predicted model, not a curated record